GCGGCGGCGCGCCAGUCUCCCGCGGCUCUCGCAUCGAACACACGUCGCGACAUCGACAACUAUCGACACACCCCGACACGUGCGUCGCACAUCCCUAUUUUGAAAGUUCCAAUUUCAAAGUGUUGUCAAAGUGGCACGGGAUUUUUUCUAUACGCAAAUCGAUCUCGCACGCUGUACAGUGGUGUAGUGCAGUGGCUCGGAGGAUAUGUGUGGCUCAGAGCGCAGGUGACACUAGUGGUACAUGUCAGUGAGUGGCGGACGAUGAUCGGACGGGGUUGGAACACGUGCCGUCGGAAAGUUAACGACUGGUCCAAAAUGGCGACGAAUCACGCGCCGCACAUAUCACGGACGUCUGUCGUUUGUGUAUUAUUGGCUUUAAUAAGUACGAAGGCGAAAGCGGGCGACCUGUGGCCGAUGGAGCGGCCCGACGGCAUGCCGGUGAUACAGUCGCUGGAGGUCAUGUGCGGGAAGGAUCACAUGGACGUGCAUCUCACGUUCUCGCAUCCGUUUGAAGGCAUCGUUUCCUCUAAAGGACAACACGGUGAUCCUCGUUGCGUGUAUGUGCCUCCGUCAACGGGACAGACGUUUUUCUCCUUUCGGAUUGCAUACGCUAAGUGUGGCACUAAACCUGAUCUUCACGGCCAGUUUUACGAGAACACGGUCGUGGUGCAAUACGACAAAGAUCUGCUCGAGGUGUGGGACGAGGCGAAGAGGUUGCGAUGCGAAUGGUUCAACGAUUACGAGAAGACAGCCUCCAAGCCGCCAAUGGUUAUCGCUGAUCUGGAUGUCGUGCAGUUGGAUUUCAGAGGUGACAAUGUUGAUUGCUGGAUGGAGAUCCAAGCUGGCAAGGGUCCAUGGGCGCCGCCGGUGUCUGGCAUCGUUCCUCUAGGCUCCACCUUGACUUUGGUGGUUGCCAUCAAUGAUUACCGAGGCGAGUUCGACAUGAGAGUGAAGUCUUGCGCCGCUUCGGACGGCUCCGGUCAUAUCAUAGAGCUGUCGGACGAAUACGGCUGCGUGCUGCGACCGAAGAUGAUAUCUAGAUUCCUCAAGGCGAAAGCGGUUGACGAACGCGCAACGGUGAUCACAUAUGCAUUCUUCCACGCAUUCAAGUUCCCCGACGCUUUGAGUGUGCACAUACGGUGUAAGGUGGAGAUUUGUCGGCACGGGUGUCUGGACCACUGCCAGCUAGCGGGGAUAGCUCCGCAACGACAUGGUGCGUUGGAUAGGAAGGAUGAUAGGGCCCAUCAGGACCAUAAUGAUAUUGGUGACAAUGCUGUCGAAGAAUCCGAUCUGAGUCUGGCAGAAGAUCACCAACGCCUUCCACUGGAAGAAGCCUUCGGUGAUGAAGUAUCAGGUGACGCGGUUCCAGCACCAGCGCCGCAGCGAGCGCCGGCUCCAGUGGUAGAGUCAGAUACUGAUCGAAUGGCCGCUGUUGAAGAACUGGUUGAAGCUCUAGCUAGACCGUUCACUGACCGUCCAUCAGAUCUUGGUGAACGCGAGCGUUUCCCUCAUGGUCCAAGGAAUUUAGAUGUCAAUCUCAAACCGGAGCCUUCAGGAGAUGCGGUUGUCCCAGCGAAUCCCCCAGGACCUGCCGUAGCGGGUCCAAGAUCUUUACGGAAACGUCGUACAGUUCGUGAAGGUCGAUCAGCCGACGUAGGAGUAUCGGGUAUCUACGAUGUUGUGUCAGAAGCGGAUCUCGCGUUUGGACCGUCAAGAGAACCUGUCACUGUCUUCAGUGGAAGAAUAAGGGAAGAGGUUGUAUACGGCAUUUGCAUGGGUGCUGUUAGCUUCGGAGCAUUGUUUGCAUCAGCGGCUGGUGCGGCAGCGGGAGCGGCUCUCGCUGCAGCCGUCCUACUGCAGAAGCUUCGCUCAAGGAUGGCUUCACAAGCACCUCCACCCAUGUCACCCGCCUCCGCGUCUCAUUCUUUAGCUGCUUGGAUGGCUUUAAGAUUAUUAGGAUCCCCCCCACACCCUCAUCAUUCGCGUGAGGGGUAAAUCAUAAACGGCUAUAUUUAUUAACAUGGAUUAAGAUUUCAAAGUAAUGUGAACUUUAAACAGUAGUAAUUAGGUCCACUUUAUGUUGAAGAAAAUUGAGAUUCAAAUUUUAAUCCGUGUUUAUGAAUAUAGCCGUUAGUGUAUAGUAACACAUUUCCUUAAGACUGUUUUAUUAGGAUGUAUGUCGUAACUAGUAGCUAAACAGUCCUUUAUAUUUACUGUUUAUUUUUUCACAUUACAAUCUUUAAGAAAAGGAGUUAAAACAUAACAUUGUUUUUUUCUAUAAAAAUUCAGAACCGCUUUUGUUAAUAAAUUAACAUGAACAAAAACGUUCUGAAACAGUACACUCUUUUUCUUAAAUAUUCGAGAAAUGCUUUCGUUUAAAUCAUCUUAUUAUCUUAGUCUUUCUUUAUAAUAUUUAUUGUUUUCUUAGAUUUCUAAUAUUAACUUAUUUUAAUCAAGAAAGUCUAAAUAUUUUAUAGGCUAACUUGAUCCCAGAAUUUUAGUCUUCGUAUUGGUCAGUCAAAUGUAUUUUACUUGUACGAUAAGUUGUACCUAAAUCAAUUUAAUUUUAUUUUUAAUAACAUUUACGGUUUGGAUUGUCUGCGAACGGUACGUGACGACAAAACGAUAGCGACGCGACACGUAGUAGUGCGAACUACUAAUUGAUAUGAACACGAUACAGAGCUUUCACUAUAAUCGCGGCAGCAUCGUGUCGCCGUCGCGCUGCGCCGCGAAUACAACUGGGCCCCUAGCCAAGUGCAACCACGUCCGACAGCUAUCGACGACUUGGUCACGUGACCAAGUUGUCGAUCGGAUCUGUCAUUCCCAUACAUUUUGUUAGUUUUCGAAGCGUUUGUAAAAGAGAAUCGACGUGCCACAUGGCUGCAGGACGAAUCGCGCGGGCGCGACGUCACAUAUUGUGUUAUCUGAAUUUUCAUUUAUCUAUCAAAAAGGACUUGUGUACAACGCGCCUGGCGUGAUAUCAGUAGUCAAUUAGAUAUGAGUUUCAUUGCAAAAAUGCAGAAAAAAGAAAAAGUAGAAAAGUUAAUUAAAUUAUUUUCUGACUACCUUGCUGGUCCAGUGGGUCGCGAAUGUAGCUUCGGAUCGUAAGGAAGCAAUCAUGGGUCAAAAUCAAUCUGUGUCGAGUUUUUAAAUGGUCAAUACAUGAACAGCGAGUCUAUCUAAGCUAUUAUAGUGGGACUUUCACCGUCCCGUCGACGUCGCGUCGCCGUCUUGUCCACGACGCGUCGCAGUCCUAUCCACGUCAUGCUGCCGCCCCGUCCGCGUCGCAUUGCCGUCUCGUUCCGUUCGCUGUAUGCCCAAACCUUUAGAUUAAUGAAAUUAAUGGUUCUAUAUUUGCCUCGUAACAAUCGAUGGUGCUAAGUCGUGCUACGGACAUGGUCCAAAACCUGAUUGUAUUCACUUCACUGUUGUGAGCGUUGUAAGUUUUAUAAUUAGGUAAGCAUUGUACAGGUUACUAUAAUUAUGUUAUAUUAUACUAUUUUAAACGGUGUUCUUUAUAUAGGUAGGAAUAAACGUCGAGUCAUGCCAUUAGGAUAAGUGUAGGUAAAAUAUUUUUUUGGAUUUUUUAUAUUUUCAAGUAACCGCUUUUAUUGGACAGACUUACAAAUUUUACAUAUUUGUUACUUGCAUUCGCAUAAAUACAUAAUGACGGCGUAUAUAUUUUACGUUUAAAUAGCUUUUAUUGCUGAAUCAAAACCGAAGAUUCUCAAGAUAAGUAGAAAAAAAUUUUCUUAACUUAAAUAAAAAUAGCAGUUUAAAAAUAUUUAAUGGUGACUAUUUCACCAGGUAAUAGAAGGUAAUUUUAUACAUGACUUUUCUAAAAGAAUAAUUUAUAAUUUAGUUAGUUAUGUGAAGUGACUCAAAAACAUUUUUAUAAUAAUGGUAUAAUAUAUUUAUUGUUUGUGUAAACUAGGUAGAUUUUUAUUAUAAUUUUUUAUUUAAGUCGUUUGUAAAUGACCAGAACAUAAUAAAAAGUGAGGUUACAAAGAACAAGUUACUCGAGUAAUAUGAUCUAGUAAGAUUUAAGCCAAACUUUAAGCUCUUGGCCUCGGACCAAUUACUAUGGACUUGUAUCACAAAAUUGUCUGUCGUUUUUUGAAGGAAACGAGUUUUAAACUCACACAUCGAAAAUAUUAACACCACAUAAAAUAUUUUGUGUCUUUAUACUACACAGAACUAUAAUUUUAAACCGUAAUACAUACACGUUUAAUUUUAACUCGAUGAAACAUCGAUACUCUAGAGGCAGUUUGUUUAGAAACGUAAGAUCGUGAUCAUAUACGACAGAGGACACAUAUAUUUGACAUAUAUUUGACAGAGGGGGUAACGUGUAGGAAAACAGGUCUUAUGGUAAUCGGUCUGAGCUCUUAGCUGAUAAAAUUUGGAAUAAACUAAUACUAUGUUAUUAUGAGGAAAUUCUUCUAUUUGAAGUCCUGUAUCAUAUAAUGUGGCUUUGGUUCAUCUGCGAAUCCCUUUGUUUCUAAUUCGAUCAGCAGAGAAACUCCAAGCAUAUCUCGGUCCAUCGCCCGCUGAGUUUACUCUAAGCCUUUUAGUAAGGAGAAAGUAAAAUCAUUAAAACUCGGUAAUUAUUUGAAAAUGUAUUCCUUAGUUUUAAUUAAUAAAUAAAUUUUAUUGUAGCGCUUUGUACAUUUAUACUUAGUUUAAUUAUUUUUAAUUAAGUUUCGAGAUGCUAACAUUAUUGUAACAUACAACAAACACCAAUGAAUACAAUAAUAUAUCAUUUUAAAAUAGAUUCAACUUAGCCCUUAACUUACUAUGAGAUUGCAUUCCAAAGUACGGAACACAAUAACUUAGAUUAAAAUAGACCCAACGACUUAUGUUUUAAAGCUUGAUAUUGUUUAAAUAACUUUACACAGUGUUAAAAUAUUUAUUUUUUAAAUGAUAUCGUUAUAGAACAUAUAUACAUUGAGAUCUAUUUUACUCUGAUGUUAUAAUAUUUCGCUACUUUAAACUCAGGACCGGUUUCACCACUCUGAUAAGUGUCUGAAAGCCUAACCGUAAGUUUUGACAUUUUUUUUUUACUUUAUGUCAAGUAAGAAAGACAAAACUUGUGAUUAAGCUAUCUGCCACAUAAUCAGGGGUGAGACCGGCUCUUAUUGAUGCUUGCAAUCAAGGAAUUAUUUAUAGUUAAGUUUAAACUACUAAUCAGUGACGUCACAAAGCGUAUGUACGUUAGUGAUUCCUAUGUCAUAAAUUUGGGCUCCUUUUUGAAAUUGCAUUUAUUUCGCAUUUAUACAUUAUUUUAUUAAAUUUUAUUAAUAAUUUAUAAUACUUUCUACUGUAUCCUAAUUAAUUAUUAUUGCUCAAUAUUAACUUUAUAAAUUAUUAUUUUUUAUUUAUAGCUUAUACCUAGGGUUAAUAACAUAUUUUUAGAUUUUAAUUUAUUAGAGGGUUGAGAGACCGAUAUUGUUCGAAUAAAUAUCAAAUUAUUAUAAUUAUAUAAAUAUUUUUUGCGUAAUAGGGAAAUUAAUAAAUAAGAUCAAAGUGACGAUUUUAUGGAUUCCAGUGUUCUUUGUGUACAUUUGUAUAAUAUUUGAAUUACGAUUACUUUUUAGAAAUAACCCUUCUUGCAGUCGGGUAAAAAUAUAAGAUUUUCACUCUUUCCUGAUUAGCACCGCUGAUUUCCUUCUUUUUACUCAAGACGGGGAUUUUGCACAUCACAUCACAUUAAGCAACAUUUAAUAAAUUUUGCAUAUUUAAUAAAUUUUGCAUUUUACAUCUUAGUUAUGUAACUAAGCAAAAUUUAAAAACCACUGCCAAGAAGAGAUAAGCUGCUGGUAUAACAUAUGAUAGCAUUCUAAAAACUUUAACUGAAUCUAGAAAGCUUAAUAAUAUAUCUAUGUCAGUACACGUGAUUUGGGCCUUGUACAAAUCAUCACCAAAUGGCCAUCGUUAUAUGACGAUUUGGUGAUGAUUUUUAGUUUGAACACACGUGAAACUAACAAUGUGUUAAAAUUAACCAUCUGUUAAACUAAAAAAUUGAUUUACAUUCACUUAUUAACUUAAAGAUUUGCUUUACAAAUCUACAAUAAUAGAUUUAGAAGAUCAAUAUCUCUAGGGGAAUCUCUAAAGGAACUCUUGAAUAAAAAUACGUUAUGCAUCGGUCUUUCAUACCAGUUAAUUAAAAUAAAAGAUGAUAAUUGUUUAAAUUAUCAUUAUCAUGCCACCCAAAAAUCUUGCAUUUAUUUUAACUAUUAUUGCGUAAGUGACACGAAAAUUUUUAUUUUUGUGAAAAUAUGAUUGUUUAAGUGCAAUUUUUACAUUUAUUUCAUAUCGUUUAGUUCUGUAAUCACUUGUACUAAGUUUCUGUCAUAAUUAUGGUAAUGGUUGAUUUCCUUUUAUGUAUUUAAAUACUUCGUAACAUAUUUUUUUUGAGUUUGGGGUGUUCAGAAAAUAUUAUUUAUUGUGAACGAUUUGUUUAUAUUUAAAUUUCCUGUAUGAUUGUGACAGCGCGUGUUUCAACGCACUUGUUAAUUUUUAAUGAAAUUAAAGUUAUGUUGAUAAUA
Bicyclus anynana (squinting bush brown) is the source of this 6545-nucleotide messenger RNA. RefSeq lists its product as uncharacterized. Lineage: Eukaryota; Metazoa; Arthropoda; Insecta; Lepidoptera; Nymphalidae. The record is from RefSeq and is a predicted model, not a curated record. The transcript has 12 exons. The coding region runs from base 262 to 1995 and encodes 577 amino acids.